This is a messenger RNA of Staurois parvus, 831 nucleotides long. The record is from the annotation of a GenBank genome assembly. NCBI's taxonomy places the organism in Eukaryota, Metazoa, Chordata, Amphibia, Anura, Ranidae.
CAUACACUGUUUACUGCAAUUCACAAGCAUUACUCUUUGGAAGACUGGAAGAAAUUUGCCUCCACUUACCCAGAAUGUCUCGAGCAUGUAGCAGCCAGCUCUGGGAGUAGUCAAGCAGACCUGGAUAAACUAAGCAGCAUCCUGGAAGCCAUUCCUCUUAUCAGAUACAUUUGUCUGGAUGUAGCAAAUGGUUAUUCAGAACACUUUGUAGAAUUUGUGAAGACUGUCCAUGACAAAUUUCCAAACCAUACGAUUAUGGCUGGCAAUGUGGUUACAGGAGAAAUGGUAGAAGAGUUAAUACUUUCAGGUGCUGACAUCAUAAAAGUAGGAAUUGGACCAGGAUCUGUUUGUACAACCAGGAUUAAAACAGGUGUUGGUUACCCUCAGUUGAGUGCUGUGAUUGAAUGUGCUGACUCUGCCCAUGGGUUGAAAGGGCACAUCAUUUCCGAUGGAGGCUGCAGCUGUCCAGGAGAUGUCGCAAAAGCAUUUGGAGCUGGAGCAGACUUUGUGAUGCUUGGAGGAAUGCUAGCUGGGCAUGACCAAUGCACUGGAGAAGUUAUGGAAAAGAACGGCAAAAAAGUGAUGCUUUUUUAUGGCAUGAGUUCAGACACAGCAAUGAAGAAACAUGCUGGUGGAGUAGCUGAAUACAGAGCUUCCGAAGGCAGGACUGUAGAGGUACCAUAUAAAGGAGAUGUGGAGAACACUGUUCGAGACAUCCUAGGAGGACUGCGAUCUACCUGUACAUACGUUGGAGCGGCUAAACUCAAAGAGCUAAGCAGGCGGACAACUUUUAUCCGUGUCACCCAGCAGUUCAACCAGUUGUUUUCCUAA